AUGGCUGCUUUGGAGAAAAGCAAUGACGGAAUUGUUAGGAGACAAUUAUGGCAUCACUUAAAAGAUGUGAAUUCUUCUAUUUGUCAUUACUCUUGGAUAAUUGGAGGUGAUUUUAAUACCUUUUUGCAUUCUCAUGAAAGUUCUGACCAUGACUAUCUUGGUCAUUAUCUUACCUCUUAUAUGAAUGAUUUCCAAGAUCAUACUCAAGAGUUAGAACUUCUUGAUCACCCUUUCUUUGGUCUUAUUUUCACUUGGAGUAACAAGCAGACAUAUCUUUUUCUUGCAAGGAAGCUUGAUAGGGUUCCAAUUAAUUCUUACUGGGCUACUUCAUUUCCUCUCUCUUUUUUGGAAUUCCUUGCUCCUGGUAUCUCUGAUCACUGUAUGGCUAUUGUUAACCUUGCAAAAGAGUCUCCUAUUAAUAGACUAAAACCUUUCAAAUUUUUUAAUUUCUGGUAUGCUCAUCCUUGCUUCUUGAAUGUUGUGAGGAACUCAUGGCUCCCAAAUGCUCUUGGUAAUCCUAUGAAUUUCCUCUUUACUAAGCUUAAAAGGCUCAAAGUUGCCCUCAAAGAGUUUAACAAUGAAAACUUCAAAAAUCUUCCUACUCAAGUGAAAGUUAAAAGAGCUGAGCUGGAAUUGCAACAACUCCAUACCUUAAAAGGUGAGGAUGGAAUUGAAAAGGAGAUUUUCAUUCAAGAUGAGCUAAAGACUCUUGAAGAAGCUGAAACUUUGUUCCUUAAACAAAAGGCCAAAAUUCAGUUGAUUAAAAAUUGUGAUAAGAACACUAAAUUCUUCCAUUCUAUUCUUUUUUUUAAGAACAAGAGAGACACCAUUCAUGUUCUUAUUGAUGAAGACGACAAUAGUUUAGAAUCUUUUGAUGCUAUGGCUAAGGAAGUUACUACCUCUUUCUCCAACUGGCUUGGAUCUGUUGACAACAGAGUUAAAAACAUUGAUCAUUCUUCCCUUAAAGAGUUAUUGAAUUACUAUCUUCCUUCUGAAGCAGCUUCUGCUCUUGUUAUGGAUAUUACUAAUAAAGAAAUUCAAGAUGCCUUUUUCAGUCAAGGGAAUGAAAAAGCCCCUGGACCUGAUGGUUAUUCUCCUUGUUUCUUCAAGAAGGCUUGGUCUAUUGUGGGAGAAGAUGUCUUAGCUGCUGUUAAGUAUUUUUUCCAUAACAACUACAUGAACCUUGGAUUUAAUUCCACUAUCAUUGCUCUUGUUCCUAAAGUUCCAAAUCCUCGAGUCGUUAAAGAUUUCAGACCCAUCUUGUGCUGUUCAAUCUUUUACAAAGCCAUCACUAAAAUUUUAGUUAAAAGACUGUCUGAAUUUCUCGCUGAUAUUAUCUCUUUAAACCAGACUGCUUUCAUCAAGGGUAGGAGCAUUGUUGAUAAUACCCUUCUCGCUCAAGAAUUGGUUAAAGGAUAUAGUAGGAAAUCAAUUUCUCCUAGAUGCUCCUUGAAGAUUGACCUUCAUAAGGCUUUUGACUCCCUUCAUUGGGAUUUUAUUUCCUUUAUUAUCAAAGCCCUUCAUCUUCCUCCAAGAUUUAUAACAUGGAUUGAGACUUGUUUUACUCAAGCUAGGUAUUCCAUCUCUUUCAAUGGCUCUCUUAUUGGUUAUUUCAAGGGCGCUAGAGGUGAUGAUUUAAUGAUCUUCUGUAAGGGUAAUGUUGACUCUAUUAUGGGUGUCUUAAGUAUUUCUGGUUUCAUAAAAGGCAGCUUACCUGUGAGAUACUUAAGUAUUCCACUUGUUACUUGUAAACUUACUGAGAAGGAUUAUGUUGUGCUUAUUGAUAAAAUUAAACAGAGGCUUCACCAUUGGUCUGCUAGAAAUCUGAGCUACGCUGGCAAACUCGAACUCAUUCGUUCUGUUCUUUUCAACGUCUCAAAUAUUUGGUGCAGACAACUUAUCCUACCUAAUUUGAUUCUCGCUAAAGUGGACCAGUUAUGUUCUGGAUUUUUCUGGAAAUGUAAAGACAAGUCUGCUGCAGGUGCUCGAGUAAGCUGGGAUUUUAUCUGCUUCUCUAAAGCCGAAGGUGGUCUUGGCCUAAAGAACACUAAAAUCUGGAACAUAGCGUGUACUAUUGAUCUUAUUAGGAAAAUCUUAGCGGGUGAUGGCUCGCUUUGGGUAGCAUGGUUAAAUUCUUAUGUUUUCAAAGAUCAAGAUUUAUGGAAUUUUGUUGCAGGUUCUAAUGUGAGUUGGAGUGUCAAUAGAAUAUUAAAAUUGCGUUCUACUUUACUCAGUAUUUUCUCUUCAUCAUGUUCUCUUAGGCUAAGAGACAUUUGGGAAUCUAUCCGAAUCAAAAGGGGGAAAGUUCCCUGGCAGAAUCUUAUCUGGUUUCCCAUGCGCAUUCCUAAAUUCAGUUUGAUUACUUGGAUAUCUUUGUUAAACAGAUUACCAACAAGAGAUCGGCUACUCAAAAUUGGAAUUUCCACAGAAGGUACCUGUGUCAACUGCAGUAAUGAUCAAGAGAUAAGAAAUCAUCUUUUCUGCCAAUACACUCUUGCUGUUCGACUUUGGAGCUCCGUCUUAUCGCUUAAUGGCUUGAAGAAUACAUCCUCCACAUGGGAAGAAAUGGUUACUCGGGCUUCUUCAACUUGGAAAGGGAAAUCCUUGCUCAUUACAAUCCUGAAGAUAUCUUGGACAACCUAUAUUUACGCAUUGUCGGAGGAAAGGAACCGUAGAAUCUUCCAAGGUCGUCACAGAUCAACCGAUGAAUUGCUCAAGGUUAUUAUUGAAGCUGUUCAAAUUCAACUAAAGGGCAAAAAUAUUAAUAGAGCUGAUAGAACUAAUUCAAACCUUUGUAUUGCAUGGGGUAUUACUUAA
Molecule: messenger RNA, 2817 nt
Organism: Hibiscus syriacus
Lineage: Eukaryota; Viridiplantae; Streptophyta; Magnoliopsida; Malvales; Malvaceae
Exons: 3
Coding region: 1-2817 (938 amino acids)
Source: RefSeq, a predicted model, not a curated record